This is a messenger RNA of Enhydra lutris kenyoni (northern sea otter), 3583 nucleotides long. Its product is annotated as LSM11, U7 small nuclear RNA associated. The record is from RefSeq and is a predicted model, not a curated record. Gene Ontology annotation, cellular component: U7 snRNP. Gene Ontology annotation, molecular function: U7 snRNA binding. Gene Ontology annotation, biological process: mRNA 3'-end processing by stem-loop binding and cleavage. Lineage: Eukaryota; Metazoa; Chordata; Mammalia; Carnivora; Mustelidae. The transcript has 4 exons. The coding region runs from base 1 to 1080 and encodes 359 amino acids.
AUGGAGGAGCGGGAGCGGGGGGCGAGGUCGGCUCGCGCCGGGAGCCCCGCGCGCCCGCCGAGCCCGCGGUUGGAUGUCAGCUCUGACAGCUUCGACCCUCUGCUGGCCCUGUACGCGCCCCGCCUGCCGCCCAUCCCCUACCCCAACGCGCCCUGCUUCAACAACCUGGCCGAGUACGAGAGCUUCCUCAGGACCGGGGUCCGGGGCGGCGGGCGCGGGCGGGCGCGGAGCGCGGCCGCGGGCUCGGGGGUCCCCGCCGCCGCUGCUGGGCCCUCGGCCAGAACCCGCCGCCGCCAGGACGCCCCCGCUCCAGACCCCGAGCGCAUCCAGCGCCUCCGUCGCCUCAUGGUGGCCAAGGAGGAAGGGGACGGGGCCGCUGGGGCGCGCCGGCGGGGUCCGGGUCGGAGCAGGAAGGCGCCGCGCAACGUGCUCACGCGAAUGCCCUUGCAUGAAGGCAGCCCUCUGGGUGAGCUCCAUCGUUGUAUCCGGGAGGGAGUGAAGGUGAAUGUUCACAUCCGCACUUUCAAGGGUCUUCGGGGCGUCUGUACAGGCUUCCUCGUCGCCUUUGACAAGUUCUGGAAUAUGGCACUUACUGACGUGGAUGAGACCUACCGAAAACCUGUUCUAGGCAAAGCAUAUGAGCGGGAUUCUUCAUUGACUCUAACUAGGCUGUUUGAUCGCCUAAAACUUCAAGAUUCUUCCAAAAAAGAAGGAGAUUCUAAGUCUGCAGUUGAAGACUCCACUCUGUCUAGAUAUUCCCAGACGUCUACUUGGAAGGUGGCUUCAGUGUGGGGAAGAGGAGAUACUGACCGGGGCUCACGCAGGCGUUCCCGCUCCGUUCCUUCUUCCCUGCAGGCAUCUGCAAGGGAGGAGUCCAGGUCAGAAAUGUCAGGGAGGACUACACGGACAGAAGGGUCAAGUGCGGGAGGUACCUUUUCCAGGGCCACCACCCUUUCCAGGGGCCAGCCCCGUAAGAAAAAGCGAAAGCCCAAAGUGGAUUACCAGCAGGUAUUCACUCGACACAUAAAUCAGAUUUUCAUUCGAGGCGAGAAUGUCCUGCUGGUUCAUCUUGCACAGUGACCAGCUCAACCUCAUGGGAGCUUUGGUUUUUAGAAAUAAAAUGCAUGAAUUGCUGCUAUGCUGUAUCCUAGUACCCUAGUGAAACUCUGAGUUGGAAUCAUUCCCUCUGGUCAUGCAUGUACAGAGCAUAGAGCCAGGCUCAGGCCCUCUGGAAGAGGAGCUCCCUCCAGGGCAGGGAGGGUAUUUGCAUUAAUAUCAAGUCAGAAGCCGUACGGAGGAAACAACCUGCAUCUUAUUUGCUGUCAUGGUCAACUUUAGACAUUCAAACCAAGUAUCAAAUCUUCAUUUGAAUUAGGGGUCUGGUAGGAAUUAAAUUCACCCCACAGAUACUAUAAGGAUGCAAGGGAAAAAACACCUCAAAAAAAGUUAUUUCAUUUCUAAAAGCUAGUGCCCUAAGUACUCAUGAAUUUGAUUCUAAGAGUAGCAGUAUAAAUUUCCCUGUAGUCUUGUAUCCACAACUUGUAACUGACCUUUGAAUUUUGCUUUACACCAUUCUCCCUUCAUCAAGAUAUGUAAUUUAUUAUCUUUGAAUAGCUAUAAAACUAAGAAAGCUACUAACUUAUGAAAGAGUAAAAUUUGGGUAGCUGGUAUGCUCAAAGCAGCCAACAAUGAAUAUUCUGUUUUUACCCCUCUCCUUAUUAUUUAAAGGGAUACGGGACUUCGGGGGUCUUCCCCACUUACCAGAGGUAGCUUCUGAGACUGGCAUGCCAGGUGGGACUAGAAGAUGCUCAUGAGGUGGCUUCUUGUCCUUUUCCUACACUUCUGUGGCAUGGUGCUAGUGCAUGUACCCAUGUAUUGCCCUUCUGUGUGUAGUGCGAACUGUUCCGUGAGCUUAUGGCAGGUGACUGUGACCUUCAUAUAUGGCUUCAAAGAGUUCUGCAUGAACUCAGUAGUACAUAUGCAUCACAUGGUUGAGAGUUCCCUUUCCAGUUAGGGCUGGACUGCAUAGAGUAACUUUCAGAAUGGUAUUUCCAUGAAACAGGAGUGCUAGUUUUAUUCCCUCGUGUCACGCCGAAGAGGUUCUUACAAAGUACAGUGGGUGGCAUCUAAGGGACACUUUACUCACAGCCUGGCUUGAGUAACAGGAACACUGUAGCACCCUCUGGUACUUCUACUUGAAUCAUAAUAUAUGCUUUUUCAAUCACUAGUACAGAACAGGCUACAUCUAGACACAGACUGUUAGGCAAUAAUUGAUUUUUCAUUUUGUUUGUAUUUGGUUUUAUUUUAGAAUAACAUGUUCAAAGUGAGAAUAAGAAAUAGAUAACUAGUUAAAAUGCUUGAAAAAAAAAAUUACCCUUCUGUGUUUUUUAUGUAACUUAGGUAAGCCUUCUGAGAAGCAGGGUGAAUAACGUCGAGGGAGUUAGGCCACCUGGUCCUUCUGCUAGCUGGGCCACUGGCUCAUCAUGCAAUGAAGGGAGAGUGACUUAACCCCUCCGUGCCUCGGUUUUUCCCCUCAGACACCUACCUCACAGGGGCACUGAGACAAAGAAUUUUAGGAAGACAUUUUAAAGUCUUUAAACAUAUUUAAGUGCCAUGAGUAACUUUUACUAACUAUAUUUCAUAGCUUGGUAAGAGUUCUAUGUCUUAUGAGCAGGGUAGGUGCUACAUACGAAAGUCAUCUCUGUAGGUGUCAUAAUUAUGAACUUGUCCUCAGAAGGCAGUGAUAUCUUCAGGAACUGUUUUCCAUAAUCCAUUCCUUUCUCCUAAAGGCAAAUGGAAGUUCUUAGAAGAAUAUCCUCAAUAAAAGAAGAGUAGUGUUUCUUUGCUGCUUCCCCCACAUCCCAGCCCCAACCCUUUUCUGAUCAUCGUCAGAAAGAAUUCCCCUGAACUUUCAAGGGAUUUAUACGGUAGUACCAAAGGGACAAUGCACAUCUAAAAAUGACACAUCCCCAAAGGGGAAUUGUGGAAGAUGUUUUGUUUUGUUUCGUUUACUUGCUUUUAUUUUAAAACGCACUGUAAAUGUUUGUCUUUAGAGCCAUAUCAGAAACAUUCGGAGAGGUUCCAUGUUACAAAGUCAAGCAGUUACCUUUGGAAUCCGCUCACCUAAAUUCUCUUCUAAGUGGUCUGUCUAGAAUCUCAGUUCCUCAGUUAAUAGUUAUCUUGUUGAAUCAUCAGGCACCCCUGCCUCUACCUCUUUACCAGUCUUUCCUGUUAGAUGUCUUCCUGCGUCUGCCGUUCUGUCCCUCGGCUAGAAGCUGCCGUAGACACCAGGUUUUCCCAAUAAAGCGUAAGUUUGGUAUCAGAAGGAACAUGUCCAUUUCCAUCCGUUUUAGUGCCUGACUAAACCCAAUGUGAUUUAUUUUAAACACAUGCUGCAUUUUCAUGUUUGUAUAUAAUGUUCAUAUGUCCAGAUAACAAUUGGUUUGCUACUUUUCUGUCUAAUCUAAUAAUUCUGGCUCUGAAAAUUAUUUUAAACUCAUGUGAUCAGUCUGAUGUGCCCAUAUGCCCCUCUUAGUGAUUCUAGGGUGAAAACUAUUUAAGUAGUACAUGUGGUGUUUUGUAU